ACCUGCAUCAAGACAGACAGACAGCGAGCAAAGGAACGGGAGGCCCAUUUACAUAUAUAGCCCUGCUGCUCCUGGCCCUUUCCCCAGUUCCGUCCCAUUAUUGGUUCUUGCGAGGAGGGGGGCGGAGAAACGGAAGCAGGAGGCAGAGAGGAGAUCGAGCCAGAGGGCGGCGAGCAAGGGCGCGAUGGCGUCCAAGAGGAUACAGAAGGAGCUUAAGGAUCUGCAGAAGGACCCCCCUACCUCAUGCAGCGCAGGUCCUGUGGGUGAAGAUAUGUUCCAUUGGCAGGCAACAAUAAUGGGCCCAUCUGACAGCCCAUAUUCUGGUGGAGUUUUCCUAGUUACUAUCCACUUCCCUCCUGAUUAUCCUUUCAAACCACCAAAGGUGGCAUUCCGCACCAAGGUGUUCCAUCCAAACAUCAACAGCAACGGGAGCAUUUGUCUGGACAUCCUCAAGGACCAAUGGAGCCCCGCUCUGACCAUUUCCAAGGUGCUGCUGUCCAUCUGCUCCCUGCUGUGUGACCCGAACCCUGAUGACCCUCUGGUCCCUGAGAUCGCCCACAUGUACAAGACGGACCGGCACAAGUACGAGAGCACCGCCAGGACCUGGACGCAAAGGUAUGCCAUGUAAUGCAAGACGGCGGAUGGGUCGCCGGAGUCAGUCUUGUUUGUAACAUUCUCGAUCAGUUCGUGUGUGCCCGCCCAGUGUAUGUGUCUGUCAAACUGGCACUCGUUGCUCAACUGUGUCACCUGGCGCAGUGACUUGGAACAUGGAACCGGUGUUGCAUAUUUUGGAUUCAGAUAAAUGUAGCCACCUGCCUGCCACUUAAAUUGCUUACCCGUUGCAAUU
Molecule: messenger RNA, 847 nt
Organism: Triticum dicoccoides
Lineage: Eukaryota; Viridiplantae; Streptophyta; Magnoliopsida; Poales; Poaceae
Product: ubiquitin-conjugating enzyme E2 5A
Exons: 5
Coding region: 185-628 (147 amino acids)
Source: RefSeq, a predicted model, not a curated record